AUGGCGCUGCCCAGAGUCCUGCUCACCAAGGAGCCGGCACCGCAAACGGUGCCCAUCUACCAGCUGCCCAUGAAGGUGUACGAAGCCCCGCUGAAGACGGGGCCCGACUCCUCCAGCGGGCUGGCUACGGCCGGCUACCGCACCGCCAAGUAUCUGCCCCCGGAGUGGCACCAGACCAACUGCGAGCUGCACCACAAGGCCCACAUCGGCUGCGAGCAGGCGGAGCGCAACCAGGAUGAGUCCAAGGAGCUGGCCGAGCACACCGCUGCCGCUGCCAUGCGGGCUCAGCAGGACUCCACGGCCGCCCUGGGCCUGCGCCUGAAGGACCUACACUUCUGGAAGUCCGAGCUCCAGAGGGAGAUCGAGGACCUGGAUGAAGAGACCAGGCUGCUGGGAGAGCAGAAGCUGCGGCUGGAAAGGUCGCUGGAUGCCACUGAGCUGUGCUAUGCCAUUGCCAAUGACAACCUGCAGUGUCGGGAGAGGAGGCAACCCCCAGACCUGGUCAGUGAUGAGGUGGAGAGCGAGCUGCUGAAGGAGGCUGAGCUGAUCAGAAGUGUCCAGGAGCUUUUGAAAAGAACUUUGGGGCAAGCUGUGAACCAGAUGAGAUUAAAUCGAGAUCACAAGGAGGUUUGUGAGAUGGACUGGUCAGACAAAGUGGAGACAUACAACAUCGAUGACAAAUGUGGAAGAUACAACAACCAGAGCACCAACAUCCAGUUCCACCCAACUUCCAUGAAGUACGAGGAGAGUGCCUCAACACCAGAGACAUGGGCCAAGUUCAGCCAUGACAACAUCUAUAGGGCAGAAAGAGAGAAAUUGGCUUCCAUCAGCCUCCGGAACCUGAUUGACAACAUCCUUCAUGAUGUGUCUGAGGACCUGAGGAGGCAAUGUGCUGCUGUCAAUGAGGCUUUUGCCAGAUAUUGUGAGGAGCUGAAUGAUGCAAAACACAAACUAGAGCAUCAUUUGGGGAAAGUCCUUAAGGAGAUUGGAAACCAAGAAGCCAACAUUGCUGCUCUCAAACAAGCCAUCAAAGACAAAGAAGCCCCACUGAAAGUGCUCCAAACAAGGCUGUAUGACAGGUCCUUCAGGCCCAAUGUAGAGCUCUGCAGAGAUGAAGCCCAGCUCAGUUUGAUCAGUGAAGGUGAAGCAUUGAUGGAGUCCAUUAAAGCCCUGAAGAAAAAACUGCUGGAAGCAGAAGAGUCUCUGAGGAACCUGGAAGACACCCGGAUGGAUUUAGAAAAAGACAUAGCUGUGAAAACAAACAGUAUUUUUAUUGCCAGGCAGAAGUGCAUGACCCAUCGCACACACUACCCUCCUGUUUGCAGAUUAGCAGGUUACCUGCAGUAA
This is a messenger RNA of Calypte anna (Anna's hummingbird), 1347 nucleotides long. It is a transcript of the gene TEKT4, whose product is annotated as tektin 4. The transcript is spliced from 6 exons. Gene Ontology annotation, cellular component: sperm flagellum; nucleus; microtubule cytoskeleton. The record is from RefSeq and is a predicted model, not a curated record. The coding region runs from base 1 to 1347 and encodes 448 amino acids. Gene Ontology annotation, biological process: cilium movement involved in cell motility; cilium assembly. NCBI's taxonomy places the organism in Eukaryota, Metazoa, Chordata, Aves, Apodiformes, Trochilidae.